Messenger RNA from Benincasa hispida (wax gourd), 486 nucleotides. NCBI's taxonomy places the organism in Eukaryota, Viridiplantae, Streptophyta, Magnoliopsida, Cucurbitales, Cucurbitaceae. The record is from RefSeq and is a predicted model, not a curated record.
AUGCGAGCACAGUUUUCAGGUAUUGAAACAGAAGAGGGGAAGGUAGUAGCUUAUGCUUCUCGGCAGUUAAAGAAGUAUGAAUGUAACUACCCUACACAUGAUUUGGAGUUAGCAGCAAUUAUGUUAGCUCUAAAGUUGUGGAGACAUUACUUGUUUGGUAAAGCAAAUGUAGUAGUUGAUGCUUUAAGUCGAAAAACUAGAUCAGCUAGAGCUAGUAUCAAUUCAGUGAAGGGUACACUGAUAAAUGAGUUGUAUAAUCCUAGGGCAGCAUUAUCAAUCGGUCAAAAAGGAGGGUUACUAGCUUCAUUUCAAGUGCAUCCUACGCUCGUAGAAGAUAUUCUACAUGAACAAUUAAAGGAUUUCGAUCUUCAAAACUUAGCUGAUGAAGUAGAUAAAGGAUUGAGGAUGGACUACCAAUUAAGAGCGGACAGAGUGCUAUUGAAAGAAGGUAGGAUAUGCGUACCUAAGGAUUUAGCACUUAAAUAA